Nematocida ausubeli is the source of this 657-nucleotide messenger RNA. RefSeq lists its product as uncharacterized. Bases 1 to 657 code for a protein of 218 amino acids. Gene Ontology annotation, molecular function: oxidoreductase activity, acting on the CH-OH group of donors, NAD or NADP as acceptor. The transcript has a single exon. NCBI's taxonomy places the organism in Eukaryota, Fungi, Microsporidia. The record is from RefSeq and is a predicted model, not a curated record.
AUGCAUUUCUGCAUAACAGGCGGUUCAAAGGGUCUUGGCGAGGCUCUUUCCAAGUAUGUCUUGCUAAUGAACCAUGAGCUUACAAUCAUUGAUAAAGUAAGGCCUUCUGUUAAGUGCAGGUAUAUCUACCAUGACUUUGUGAGAAAGCUGCAUGUGCCGAUUGUCUGCGAUGUUUUAGUCAUAAACCAUGCAACGUUCAAUGGGUUUACAGAGUUUUUACGCGAAAAAAAAGAGAGUGUUGAUGAAUAUCUCCAUAUUAACCUUCUCUCGCACAUUCAGCUAAUUAUGCACUGCAAGUACUCUAGACUAGUGUAUAUUAAUAGUGUUCUGAGCAUAGCACCCUUUCCUCAUGCAUCUCUGUACUGCGCAAGCAAGGGAUUUAUGCACAACUUUUUAGAGUCUUUAAGACGAGAGAACGUGAAUGUUCUAUCAGUGUAUCCGUAUAAAAUAGACACAGAAAUGUUUAAAGAAGUUUGGUCUCCUUUUGCUUUAAAGAGAGAUGUCAUAUGCAAAGAUAUUUACAAGUCAAUUAUAAGCAAUGAUACACAUUUAUAUCUUCCUGGUAUUUUUAAAUAUGCAUAUUUAUACACUAUGCUUCCUUCUUUCGCGCAAGACUGGCUUGUCGCAAUUUUCUACUACAUAAUGGUCAGGCGGUGA